CUAGUACCCUCUUAUGAUAUACUUUGGAAUUUUUCAUAUUUACUAGUACCUUUCUUCUCUGAAUGUGAGUGUCUACUUUUUUAACACGUGACCUCCGCCGGCCCAAACGAGCGAACCCAUCGUGGCGGGAUCGGGAUCCUCUGCAUCGUGGCGGCAUGUGUGAAUCCUCUGCUCGCGAUCACCGAGUCCCAGACCCGGUUCCCAAACCUAAUCCCACCUCCUAGGUGAACCCCGGGAUCCCCAAGCGGCAGCCAUGGAGCCCUCUCCCACCGUCGGCUCGGCGGAGCGGUGGCGCGCGGAGGCGUCGCGGGCGUUCCAGCACUACCUUGACCGCGCGGCGCCGCACGCGGCGGGGCGGUGGGCGGGCACGCUCGUGGCCGCGGCGGUGUACGCGCUGCGGGUGUACUACGUACAGGGCUUCUACGUGGUGGCCUACGGGCUGGGCAUCUACCUGCUCAACCUCCUCAUCGGCUUCCUCUCCCCCAUGGUCGACCCGGAGCUCGAGGCGCUCGACGCCGGCCCCGCGCUCCCCACCCGCGGCUCCGACGAGUUCAAGCCAUUCAUUCGCCGCCUCCCCGAGUUCAAGUUCUGGUACGCUGUCACAAAAGCCUUUUGUAUCGCUUUCGUCAUGACCUUCUUCUCUGUAUUCGAUGUUCCUGUCUUCUGGCCAAUACUGCUCUGCUAUUGGAUUGUGCUCUUUGCCCUGACAAUGAAGCGACAGAUUGUGCAUAUGAUCAAGUACAAGUAUGUCCCGUUCAACAUCGGAAAGCAGAAGUAUGGCGGAAAGAAAGGCCCAGGAGCCAAUGCAUCUAAAGACUGAGAGUCUGGGACAUGGAAGCAAAUGCCUGUUUUUUUCUGUGAGGCAACUAUGCUGCUGGCAUCGUGGUAUUUUGGGUACCAGCUACUGAUAGUGAAUUUGCAUUGGUUGAUGAUUCAUGUUUUGCAUAUCAGUAGUUUGUGUACAAUGACUUGGGACAUGAGCUAGUUGAUCACUUUUCAGUUCUUUUGUUGUACUGCACUUCUAUGGACGAGCUGUGGACCUGUUGAAUCGGUGCAAUGAAAAUCAAAACCGUAACAUUAUCUUUUCACACAAAA
This is a messenger RNA of Phragmites australis (common reed), 1095 nucleotides long. Its product is annotated as protein RER1A-like. Bases 254 to 820 code for a protein of 188 amino acids. NCBI's taxonomy places the organism in Eukaryota, Viridiplantae, Streptophyta, Magnoliopsida, Poales, Poaceae. The transcript is spliced from 3 exons. The record is from RefSeq and is a predicted model, not a curated record. Gene Ontology annotation, cellular component: Golgi membrane. Gene Ontology annotation, biological process: retrograde vesicle-mediated transport, Golgi to endoplasmic reticulum; protein retention in ER lumen.